GUAAAUAAAGCACUAUUGCACCUUGGACAGCCAGGUUGUGAACAGGCGUGUGUAAGUUUUACAUUCCCACCAGCAAAACGUGUACUGAAAUAGCCCGCUCGACCCACAAUGACCGCUCUGUCUUUUUUGGAUUUCGUCCACGCCAGGUUUUGUUUCAUUUUUCUUGCUGUGUUUUUCACUCUUAUCUACAUUCUAAAACGCAAACCUCCGAAACAUUUCCCACCAGGACCAUGGUCAUUGCCAUUUGUCGGUGAUCUCCUUCGUGUUGACCCUACAAGAAUCCAUUUUCAGUUGGCAAAGUUUGCCGAGAAAUACGGCGGCAUUUAUAGCAUUCAUUUGGGAUUAAGGAUUGUUGUCAUAAGUGAUCUCAAGCAUUUCAAAGAGGCCUUAAUUCAACAUGGGGAAAAUUUUGCGGAUCGGCCCUCAAUCCCAUUGUUCGAAGAUGUCUUCCAUAACAACGGUUUGGUUUUCUCCAAUGGAUAUGCGUGGAAACAGCAGAGGAGGUUUGCUGUCAUGACGUUGAAGAACUUUGGAGUGGGCAAGAAGAGUCUUGAGCCUUCCAUCCAGGCAGAAACAAAAUGGCUGAGUGAGGCCUUGGGGAACGAACAAGGCCAACCAUUUGAUCCACAGUUUGUUAUCAACAACGCCGUCUCAAACAUUAUCUGUUGUCUGGUGUUUGGUGACCGGUUUGAGUACACUGACAGACAAUUUCAAGAUCUGCUGAGGUUAUUAAAUGAAGCCAUCUAUUUAGAAGGAAGCGGCUGGGCACAGCUAUACAAUGUAUUUCCUCGGAUAAUGCGCAGGGUACCUGGUCCCCACAGAAAGAUAUUUGAACAUUGGGACAAGGUGAUCGCCUUUGUGAGGCUGAAAAUUAAGGAGCACAAGAAUGACUGGGACCCAUCAGCACCCAGAGACUAUAUUGACUGCUUCCUGGCUGAGGUGGAAAAGUUCAAAAAUGAUAUGGAUGCAGGGUUUAAUGAAGAGAACUUGUGCUUCUGCACUUUGGAUUUGUUUGUGGGUGGAACUGAGACCACAUCAACAACACUGAACUGGGGGCUGUUGUUCAUGAUCAAAUACCCUGAUGUACAAGAAAAGGUGCAGGCAGAAAUAGACCAUGUGAUUGGGCAGUCACGUCUGCCCUCCAUGGCAGACAGACCCAACAUGCCCUACACUGAUGCUGUGAUCCACGAGAUUCAGAGGAUGGGAAACAUUUUACCCCUGAAUGUGGCCCGUAUGACCGUCAAAGACACACAAAUGGGAGAAUACAUCAUACCAAAGGGUACAAUGGUGCUGGCAAUGUUAACGACUGUGCUCUUUGAUGAGAGUGAGUGGGAGACUCCACACACCUUUAAUCCAGGACAUUUCCUGGAUGCCGAAGGGAACUUCAGAAGACGAGAUGCCUUCAUGCCAUUUUCAGCAGGUAAGAGGGUGUGUCUGGGGGAGCAGCUGGCUCGGAUGGAGCUGUUCCUCUUCUUCACCUCUCUCCUCCAGAGGUUCACCUUCUCUCCUCCCCCUGGAGUGGAGCCUAGCCUGGAGUACAGAAUGGGAGUCACACACUGCCCCAAACCUUACAAGCUCUGUGUUGUCCCCCGCUGAGCACAGAGUGAUCCACAUCGCAGAGGACGCAACAGGGAUCAUGAAGUACUGCUGUAUGAAGCCUUUGAGGUUUAGAAAAUUUACACAUUUCCCCCAGGGAAUUAAUUAAGAGUCAUGUGAUUGUUGUGUUUAUCCUAAAGUGAGCGGCUUAUUUGCUAUAUUGUUGUUUUUCAUGGCCUACAGUGUGUUAACAUGAGUAUUUAUCUUUCUGCAAGCCACAUAUACUGUGACACACUAAUUAGGCAAUACAUGUCAUGCCUUGGGUUUUGCUCUUUCUGAACAUCCUGAUAUUAUGCAGGAGCUGCAUACGUUUAUUGUGUAUUUCAUAGUAUGUAUCAUGUUGUCUCAAUUGCCUUUGAUUGUGAAUUGUUGAAUAACCCUUCCCCAUGUUCAGCUUGUGAACCAUGUACAGUAUGUUCCCUACAAAAUCAGUUCAGAGGUGUGUGAUGAUACAGCACAAAAGAAGGCGAACAUGCCAAGAUUUUAAAAUCUCACUGAGUAAAUUAACUCACUUUAAACAUGAUUUCUGUAAAAAAAAAAAAAAAAAAAAAAGUCAUUUGGUCCUUCAUUUAAAGAUGUGUAUGGAUAUAUAGACUGUCGGAAUAUAUGAAUACUUUCUCUUGAGCCAUUCUUUGUUUACACCCUGUUGAAGACCCAGCAAGGUCGAAACCGGUCAGUUUAUUAAUUUAAUAUCUGGAGAUAUGCUGCCACAAUAAAGGGUUUU
Messenger RNA from Anguilla anguilla (European eel), 2320 nucleotides. Its product is annotated as cytochrome P450 2J2-like. NCBI's taxonomy places the organism in Eukaryota, Metazoa, Chordata, Actinopteri, Anguilliformes, Anguillidae. Gene Ontology annotation, biological process: xenobiotic metabolic process. Gene Ontology annotation, molecular function: oxidoreductase activity, acting on paired donors, with incorporation or reduction of molecular oxygen, reduced flavin or flavoprotein as one donor, and incorporation of one atom of oxygen; heme binding; iron ion binding. The record is from RefSeq and is a predicted model, not a curated record. Gene Ontology annotation, cellular component: cytoplasm; intracellular membrane-bounded organelle. The coding region runs from base 109 to 1596 and encodes 495 amino acids. The transcript is spliced from 10 exons.